Porites evermanni is the source of this 1905-nucleotide messenger RNA. Lineage: Eukaryota; Metazoa; Cnidaria; Anthozoa; Scleractinia; Poritidae. The record is from the annotation of a GenBank genome assembly.
CAGGGCCUUGCAUGUGUUAAGAAGCAUUUAGUACCAGACGUUGACCCUAGAGAAGACGACCUUGACAUAAGCACAGAAAGCAGCUCUUCGGGUGAAGGCAUUUCCUCUUCACACCAGUCUCCAUCUUUCAAAAACGUUGAUGCAAAAUCUAGUCCCAGUCCACCUCAUGCAGUGAUGCCUUCAUUGAAGAAUCAGCUACAACCUUGCAAAGCAAAAAGGACACCGCUGGUGCUAAAACGGCAGGCUCGUUGGCAAGACAAGACUGCUGGUUUGUUGUUCCGUAAGGCGGGAGCUGUGUACCAUUCAUUAGCGUGUAUGUUUAAUUCAAAUGGAAAAUUCGGCAGAGGUUUGAAGAAUUGUAGACUUGCAUUCAAGUGCCUCGAAGCUUCCCGUGCCUUUAUUGCGGAAUCUGACAUAAAAGAAGGUAAAUAAUUACUGCUAAUUUUCUUUCAAAUGGUAAGCACUCCUAGUUAUCAUCUCUCUGUAAAGGGCUUUUCGAGGAUAAAGGGGAAAAAAUGUAAGCAAACCCGGAAAUAAAACUGAAACAUAAUAUUAGUCCCAACUUUCGUCACAGAGUUGCGGUUGCAUAGCAUUUUAUCCCUUAUAAAGUUCAACUUCGAGAACAUGUUGUGAGGACAGGUUUGCCCUGAAAUUGGUGUUGAACGAAAUCAACAGCCAUAACAUAAUGGGACCCGUUAUGGUUGUUGACGAAAUUAGAGGUGUAGGGGCUUACGAAUAGACUCGCCUGGUAACACCUUUUGCAUCCCCGAGAGAUGGAGAGACCGAUCCAACGUUAUUUCUUUUCUCGUAUUCUCUGUAGAUGAUCAGUUGAUGAUCGAAAUCUUGUACGUGUGCGGAGAUUCGUACCUGAUGCUAGCGACUUGUCAGGAAAAUCUAGCUGUUCAUCAAGAGGAUUUCCACUUCAGGUCUGACGAAGACACGUUUAUAUGUGAAGCGGCAGCAGAUUGCAUUUCAAGCGAACAAGGACAUUCUUCAAGCGUUAAAUUCGUGUGUGAUUUGGAGCAAAACAUGCAACAGAGGUAACCAUACAGCAGUCUUAAAGAUGCCAACAUAUAUAUCCACUGACACUGCUCGCAGUCGCAUUCGUAAUGUUACAGUUUCAUGUUGGCUCUGACUGAUGAAAAAAAGCACUGAAGACGCAUUUUUUGAGGGUUUUGUGGUCUCCAUAUGAAAUUGCUAUACUCACGAAUUCUAGCAGGAAAAUGACCCAGGGUCGGUUCCACGAAAGAUGUUUAAGUUUAACCCAUAGUUUUCUUCUAGAAACUGAGCUUUUAAAACGUUUCGGAGCCUCUUCUGCAAGAUCCAGAGCGCUUACCGUUUGGAAAAUUUCUAUCUGGUUUUUUAUUUCACACCGAAAACAGGAAUAAGAUUAGGCUACACCAUUUACAAAAUACCGGCAAAUUAAAAUAUGACCGAAAAUUUGGGUCUUUAGGGAAAAGCGGGAAAAAAGUAAUAUCUUUGAAGGAAUUGCCUUUUUUGCGAAAAAUCUCCACCGGCAUGAACCUUUCUAUUAAAAUUCUCACCGGAAAUACCCGGUUUUCCGUACAAAAGGCAAGCAAUUGCAGUUGUGAUACCACAAAGUGUUCUGGUUUGUCCGUAAUCCGUUCGUUGUCUAUUUUCUCUUGACACUUUAGUGUUAGCCUAUAUGACGCAGCACUUCAACUUUGCACCACGUCGACCAAACUUCCUCUUGUGGUGAACAUCACCAAGCGGCUUGGAAAUGUGAAGAACGAACUGGGCGUGCUCUAUAUGAACAAGGCCGCUACCUUAAUAGACAGCGGCGCAGAACCCACGUUACAGGAGAGAGACUUAUGGAAGAAAAGCUUUUCGAAUUUUGAGAGCGGGAUUCGUACCUUUGACGUUAUAGACGACAGGUUAGAAAAA